AUGGAUUUAGAAAUAGUAAUAAAUUACGAACAAAACCAGCCUGCAAGCAAUGAUUUGUGUGAGUUAUUUGAUGAGUUGGAAGAAUAAAAUGAAAAAUAUCAUUUAUAUAUGAAUCGUGGAUCUAGAAGGGAAAUGCUUGAUAGAUAUUAAGUUUAGAAUAAUCAUUAUGCAAUUUUUGAUGGUCAUGGGUCCUCUCAUGUUGUCGAUUACUUAUAGCAGAAUUUGUUACAAAGAUUACAAAAUGAAAUGUCAGAUGAGGAAUAUAAAAAAGUGUUUAGUGACAUUGAUAACAAUUUAAGUCAAUACAUGUAAUCUGGGUCGGUUGCUAUAUUAUUGUCUAUUUAAAAUAAAACUGUUACAAUAACAAAUCUAGGAGAUUCCAAGGCUAUUGUAUUCCGAGAAAAUUCAUUUGAAUAAUUAAAUUCUAUUCAUAUACCCUAAUCCAAAGAAGAAAAUUAGAGAAUCCUUAAAUAAGGAGGUCUAAUUACAAAGAGACAAAACAUUUGCCGAGUAUCAGGAUCUUUAACUGUUACAAGAUCAUUUGGUGAUUUUUAUCUUAAAAAGUACAUUAUCAGCGAGCCUGAGAUCUUCAAAUACUAGAUCUCAGAAGGUGAUAAAUUCAUAGUUAUGGCGAGUGAUGGUUUCUGGAAUGUAAAUAUAGCAAAUUUAUUUUAGGAACUUUCGGAAUAAGAAAUUUUAUAGAUCAUUCAGAAACUUGAUCAAAACAAGAAUUUAGCAAAAUAGUUAUAUCAAGCAAUAUCAAGUGAUUAUAUAAGAGACAAUGUAACUAUAAUGGUAUUCCCAUUAUGA
Messenger RNA from Paramecium tetraurelia, 810 nucleotides. RefSeq lists its product as uncharacterized. Lineage: Eukaryota; Ciliophora; Oligohymenophorea; Peniculida; Parameciidae. The transcript has 4 exons. Gene Ontology annotation, molecular function: protein serine/threonine phosphatase activity. Gene Ontology annotation, biological process: protein dephosphorylation. The record is from RefSeq and is a predicted model, not a curated record.